GUACUACUAGUCGCGUCGAGUAACCGUGAGAGAAGAAACCGUGCAUUAGUUCGAAGGAAACAGUGUGUGCGCGUUGCUACUUCGACGUGCAACACCCAAUACGUGAAAAAAGUUUCUUCCGCUUGUCGUUGACCUGUACCCUUGGUGAUUCGAACUCGAGGUGAGAUCUCUCAACGUUUCGGCUAAUGUUCGAGAAGAAGCCAGCGGGUUGUGUUGCAUCGAUCGAUCUCGAACCCGAGGAACCUUUUCUGAAGCGGGGAAAGGUAAGAAGAGAUGGACAGGGAUAUACGAGCGAGCACGAGACGAAUACGAGGCUGCCCGUCGGAAUGGGAAAGGUCGAAGGUAGCGUUUUACGCCUGAGAUAGAUCGUAAGUCGAGCCGGAGGAAAGAAGAGUGAAAUAAAAUUUCGUCGAUUGGUGACAAACGCGUUAUCAACGUAAAGUCUUCGUUGAUCGAUGAUGUUCCUGGACGUAAAGCGUGACGGAUGAUCGGUGGUGAGUCAGUGACGACGAGACGUCGAAAAUAAUCGGUAGGAAAGAACGAUGCGUCUACCGAGGUACAAAUGAACGAUAUCGAUUCCGCGAGAGCGGCUCCGAUGGACGAGCAGGGAUGUUGACGAAGCAUUCGAUCGAAGAGAGGCCAACGAUUCGAUCGGUCUAAUCGAAGGAUCACUCCUUGGAAAAAUGUCCAACACGAGCGUCGAAUCCUCGUCGACUUUGGCGGAGACAACGGACGUUCGAGAGAUGAGGCAGAAUCAAUCGCGUCUCGAUCAGGAGACCGAGGAAUCGGAGAAACGCGAUCAGGAGAGAUGCGAGAACGCGGAGAGCGACUGCGAGAGCGAUACCAGCGAGGUGCUCAGCGUCGGCAGCGAGCCGACACCGGCGAGCGUCGUUGGUGUCAGAGUUUGCGGUGGAACGAAGUACGGCGAUCAAGAAUCAGCGAGUAGUCGUGGUGAAUUUCGGGAGGAAGAGAAUACGAGGAUAUCGGCGACCCCGUCGCCUUCCAGCUCGACGAGCUGCAACGACAGUUACUAUCAUCGAACUUCGAGCGGCGGUGGUGCACACGUUUCCGCGCCGAGUCCUCUGGCCUACAGUCAACCGCCGUCAUCGCCGACGGCCUCCUCGGUCAGGUCGCCGGCAUCUUCCUCGGCAACGGCCUCCUCUCCGGGCCGACCCGAGACUUCUGGACAGGAACCGAUACUCCCUAGGUAUCAGGUAACGGGAGGUCACCAACACCUCCUGCCUCGGUAUGCCUCCAGAGAAACCGAGAUUCCGGACUAUCCGACUCGCGUUCAGCACGGAUUAACUCACGAGAUAGUUUAUCCGAGCGUAGAGAGACUACACCGUACACCGAUAAGCGUUCCACUGGUAACCAGGCUGUCGUUGUCACCACCGUCGGCCAUGACCGUAUCCGGACUUCAAGCGACCACGCCGAUCCUUCAUCCGAGCGCGUGUAGAGACCCUCGAGAAACCGCCUCGCUGAUGCCCCAUCCCGGUCAGCAUCUCCAUCACGCCAGCACUCACGGUCACUUGCAUCAAACCUCUCAGGUACAACACGUGCCGGCAAACGCGUCGGUUCAUCAACAUCAACAUCAUCGACUCUCGGUAAAUAAGAUACUCCAAAGAGACGAGUCCUCAUCGCCGACGGCCAGUGCGAGACCCGAGGAGAACGGUCGUACCGUGGCAACCACGAACGGAGUUCAGAACAACGCGAACGGUAAUCAUCACAAUAACCACAACAACAACAACAACAACAACAACAACAAUCUCCAGCAUCAGGCGGGUCUUAAGUUUAGUAUAGACAACAUAUUGAAAGCGGAUUUUGGUAGGAGGAUCACCGAUCCGAUUUCAUUGAAGAAAUCCAGACCUAAGAAAGCUUCGUCGAGACCUAUAGAUCUCACGAAAGACUUUUUGGAAUCGUCUUCCGAAGGAUCCGAAAGGAGUAACUUGGAAACAGUUACGACGAACGCGGCAUCGCCGACCGGCGUUCCCGCAGUUGUCCCUACGAGCAAUCAAACUUCCAACGCACCUGGACCACCUUCCUCCGACCCAGGGAAACAAAUGCUCUGGCCAGCCUGGGUCUACUGCACGAGAUACUCCGACAGGCCAUCCUCCGGACGAAAACCGUCACGUGUGAUUUCAGGUCCACGUACGCGGAGAGUGAAGAGGACAGGUGAUUCACGUGGAAGCGGUACUACGCCCGAGGAGAAACGACCUAGAACGGCUUUCAGUGGCGAACAAUUGGCAAGAUUGAAACGAGAAUUCGCAGAGAAUCGUUACCUGACCGAACGUCGUAGGCAACAGCUCUCGAGGGAUUUAGGAUUGAACGAGGCGCAAAUAAAAAUUUGGUUCCAGAAUAAAAGGGCAAAGAUUAAAAAGGCCAGCGGACAGAAAAAUCCAUUGGCGUUGCAGCUUAUGGCCCAGGGAUUGUACAAUCAUUCGACCGUGCCGUUAACGAAGGAGGAAGAGGAACAGGCAGCCGAGCUACAAGCGAAAUGACGAUUAUAGAGACGAUUAUAGUGCGGCCAUCCGUAGAAUUAUUUCUACUCGUCGAUCCGAUUGCCGAAAUAACGGAUUUAAAUCUUCAGGGUUCCUCUUUUAGUCAUUUCCUCUCGCGCGUUACUCGACAAAGGGGUUCACGAGGGAACGACUUGGGUAUAUAUAAUAUUAUCUAUGUGCGUUCGAGAAUUCUUUUUGUUUUUCUUUUUCUUUAUCUAGACUAUUUUGUUUCUCUUUUUUUUUUCUUUCU
Molecule: messenger RNA, 2748 nt
Organism: Vespula pensylvanica (western yellowjacket)
Lineage: Eukaryota; Metazoa; Arthropoda; Insecta; Hymenoptera; Vespidae
Product: segmentation polarity homeobox protein engrailed-like
Exons: 3
Coding region: 684-2498 (604 amino acids)
Biological process (GO): multicellular organism development; neuron differentiation; regulation of transcription by RNA polymerase II
Cellular component (GO): nucleus
Molecular function (GO): DNA-binding transcription factor activity, RNA polymerase II-specific; RNA polymerase II cis-regulatory region sequence-specific DNA binding
Source: RefSeq, a predicted model, not a curated record